Molecule: messenger RNA, 4966 nt
Organism: Helianthus annuus (common sunflower)
Lineage: Eukaryota; Viridiplantae; Streptophyta; Magnoliopsida; Asterales; Asteraceae
Product: mitogen-activated protein kinase kinase kinase YODA
Exons: 13
Coding region: 2133-4517 (794 amino acids)
Biological process (GO): protein phosphorylation
Molecular function (GO): ATP binding; protein kinase activity
Source: RefSeq, a predicted model, not a curated record
CUGGCUAACCUCCCACAGCGGUGUUUGGGGGCGUUAUGGAACUGAGUUGGCAGGGGAGGGGGAUCAAAAACCCGCAGGUCCUUCAACAUUUGCGAUUGCCAAAUUCAUAUGUUCUCCUUUUCUUUCAUCCUUCUCAAAAUGACAAACCCUAACACUCUGACUGACUAUGCUUCUCUUCAUCUUCUUGACCUGAAGAAGAGUUCUAGGGCUAAGCAUAGGAGAAAGAGAUCUGUGUCUGUGAGUGAGUCGGAUGAUUCUGUUGAAGAAGAAGAAGUCAAUUCAGAAUUCGAGGUCCAGGCCAGGGCUUCAAGAAAGAAAUCUCUAUCUGUCGGUGAGAGUAUCGGAAGAAGAAACAGUAAGAGAAACAGAAGAAGUAGCUUCAGAUAGGUAUGUUUUAGUUGAAGACUCUGUGAAUUUGAUUAAAAAUUUGGACACUGUUAGUCUAGGAGUGAGCAAAUAACAGACUUAAGUGAAUUGAACAGUUAACCGAUGGUUGCUUAAGCCUAAACUGGUUAAGAGGGUUCGGUUUCGGUCCAACCGAUCUCAUCUCAUCUGGUCCGGUCCAAUCAUAUACAUUGAAACAUAGUUUCUGAAAAGAUAAUUAUCUGUGAUGAGGAGGUGUAGCAUGUUAUAGAUUAAAAAUGUUGUUUUUUCGAUUUAUAAAAAGUUUAGUCAAUGUGUGUUUUUGGUCGAAAUCGAUAAAAAUGUUGGUUUCAUUUUAACAAUGGGCAUCCUAUCGAUGUGGAAUUCUUGAUAUGGAACUUGACGACGACACAAUCAAAGAGUUAAAGCCAACAGCAAGAAGACCGUGUUAAUGAUAAAGAUGUGUAUUAGCAAGGGGCUACACCACCACCAAAACAUACAAUUAUAGCUUACUGAUUACAUCAAAUUUACGCCACAACACGACUCAGUGAUACUGAAUAAGUGGUGAAUGAAGGCAAGAAAACUGUGGUUUCUAACACGCCCUUGGCCGAAGAAGAGUCAAAACGAUGAGAAAAAAGAGAAUUUUGCAAAUGAAUCUGUGGAGAAGGAGCCUGAGGAUAAGGUAUCUGUUGUGAUUACAAACAAUCUACUACUAACAUUGAUGAUCUAAUUCUUUUGGCUAACAAGAUGUAGUAAAUGAAAAAUAUAUAUAUAUUUAUUUAUUGUUUUUGACCGUUCAAUGGUCCAUUCGACCUCCUACUUUCAUAUUUGUAUUUUUUAAACAUGCCAACAACAACCUGUGGAGGGGCCACGCCACGUCGCCACCCCAUUCACGCCGUAGCCAACCCAACCAGAAGGUAGUGUUUAACACCGUGAUUCCCAAUCCACUUCGAGCCACGCCAUGAAUUUGACACCCACAACUUUGAAGGCUAUGUGUAUAUAUAGUGAAAGUGUAAAAUACAAUGUUCCUUAGCGUGUGAUGGUACGAUAUGAAAUUACGCACGUUAUAAAACUCAAAACCCUAAUCACGCAUGUUGAAAAAUCAUAACCAUGCGUGAUUUAUGGUUUUUGUUCAUGCGGGAAUAGGGUUUUCAGUUUUAUAAUAUGCGUAAUUUCAUAUCGUACCAUCGUACGUUAAAGAAUAUUGUACGUUAACCUUCCCCUAUGUAUAUAUAUAUUCAAUUUGGACAACCACUCCCUAGACUAUUCCUACAAAUGCUGUGAAUUCGAAGCUCCAAUACGCGUUUGUUGAAGUGCCAACCAUUUCACCUGAUGUUGCUACAGCUUCUGAAGACAAAACUAGGAGAUUUGGUAAUGUUUUAAAAGAACAAGAUACACAAUUCUUCAUUGUUGCAGUGGAUCUUGUGUCAACACCUGAAGUAAAAUGGAAUGUGAAGCUAAUUGUUGUUAGAAAAAUAGUUUGGGGUUCAGAUCUUGAAAAUUGCAGCUAUCGGUGCACCGGUCCUUCAAGUAAUUACUAUUUAUUUCAUGACUACGGAAGCGGAGUCAUAUAUUUUCUUAUUUAAGCAUAUGAUAAUAUUUGGGAAGAUUUUCAAAGAAAAUUGUUCCCAAUUCUCACUUGUAACCUAGAAAUUGCAGAACCGAUUCUGCUCUCAAUUGAAAUGUGAGCUUCAAAUCAAGCAGAAACAUUAUACAUCCAGUUGGUGAUUCGUAGUCUCUAGUCUACUACUAAUCAAAUUUCGACAAUUAUGUCUCCAUGGUGGAGUAAAUCUUCAUCAAAAGAAGCAAAAAAGAAAUCGAAGGGGGGCGGCAUUAUUGGUUUUAUUCGAAGAAAGCUAAAAAGUCCGUCUGAAUCUAAACAAACCUCGUUACACCUUCGAGACGAGGUUCGGGCUUCUACUCCGUCAAAUCCAGUGGCACAAUCUCAAAAUUUUGCUGAAAGAUGGCCUGACGCCCACCCACUACCUCUUCCUGAAAACUCGCCUGAUAUGGGCCGGGUUGAGGAGGGAAAUCGGGAAUCAAGAAACCGAAGAAGUAGCGAAGGCUUGUCACCAUUGUUUCAUUUCCCGCUUCCUAGAUAUAAUCAGGCCCAAAAUGGACAUGAUCAAACAGACGUUGAAGGCUAUUUAGCAACAGAUUCAGUUUUUACUGAUAGUGAUAGUGACAGCGAUAGUUUUGAUCCCGCUAAUUUCCGGUUUUUAAGCCCUCAAGCAUCCAAUUAUGAAACUGGGGAUAAAACUUCUACAAAUGGUCCUUCAAGGCAUCUUACUUAUGCAACUCAAAAGAAAAGGGAGAAACUGAAGGCGGUUAAAGCGUGUGUGAGCAGCCAAACGGUGCAAAAAUCACCAAAGUGGCAUCCUUUAAGUCCCCACAUGGCAAAUCUACAGGUACCUCAACAUGAUAGUUCCAUGUCCAGUCCUUCUAAAAGUCCAAUGAGGGUAUUUGAGCCUGAACCGGCCCUGACUGGUUUCUGGGCCAGGAGGCCUUAUGCUGACACUGGUUUUCCUGGGCCGGGCCCAUGUUCUAGUCCAGAGUCAGGUCCGAGCUCAAGUUAUAAUUUGGUUGGUGGAGAAAUGGCGGCUCAACUGUUUUGGCAGCGCAAUAGAUAUACCCCUGAACACACACCCAUACCUAGUCCUAGAAUGACAAGCCCUGGUCCUAGCUCAAGAAUACAAAGUGGGCCUGUCAGCCCGUUGCAUCCAUGGGCUGGUGGGUCAAACAUGGAUUCAUCUGCAAACUGGCCCGGUGAUGCAGUCAAUGCAAAACAACAAACCCACCGACUACCCCUUCCUCCACUAGCCAUGUCCAACACUGGUCCUUCUACGCCCUGGUAUACAAUCAGAACCACACCAGUGAUUUCAAAAAGUCCGGGUCGAGCUGAUAUUUUGGCUAGCCAUGGUUCAGGCUGGAAAAAGGGUCGGUUGCUUGGUAGAGGCACAUUUGGUCAUGUUUAUCUUGGUUUCAACAGUGAAAGGGGGGAAAUGUGUGCAAUGAAGGAGGUGACUUUAUUUUCGGAUGAUUCAAGGUCGAAAGAAAGUGCCCAACAGUUGCGGCAAGAAAUUGCACUUUUAAGCCGUUUGCGACAUCCAAACAUUGUUCAAUACUAUGGAUCUGAGACUAUGGAUGACAAAAUUUGUGUAUACUUGGAAUAUGUUGCUGGUGGUUCGAUUUUUAAACUUCUUCAGGAAUAUGGCAAGUUUGGAGAAGUGGCAAUCAAAAGUUUUACUCGUCAGAUCUUGUCCGGACUGGUGUAUUUGCAUUCAACAAAUACGGUCCACAGGGACAUAAAGGGAGCAAAUAUACUCGUUGAUCCUAAGGGACGUGUAAAAUUAGCCGAUUUUGGGGUGGCAAAACACAUUUCAGGACCGUCAUGCUCAUUAUCGUUCAAAGGAAGUGCGCACUGGAUGGCACCCGAGAUUAUUAACAAUGAUUCAAGCGGUUGCAAUCUUGUGGGGGAUAUAUGGAGCCUUGGGUGUACAAUAGUAGAAAUGGCUACAACUAAACCUCCUUGGAGUGAGUACGAAGGGGUUGCUGCUUUAUUUAAGGUUGGAAACACAGAAGUAACUCCGGAAAUCCCCGAUCAUCUUUCCGGUGAUGCUAAAGAUUUUAUCUUUCAAUGCUUCCAGUGGGCCCCGGCACGCCGGCCUAGCGCUGCCCAGCUUCUUGACCACCCCUUUGUAAAAGAUAUUGCUUCAUCUGAAACAUUGAUGCCUGACCCUGGCCCAAAUACAAAUGCAAUGAGAUCUCUUGGCAUUGGACAUGCUUCUGAAGGCGUUCCGGUUCCUCAUUCUAGAAGUCAAAAUAUGAACAGAAGGCUAACCACAUCUCCAACAUCGAGCCCGAGAGUCAUCUUACCAACACCUCUCACCGGAGCUGCUGCUGGUGGGGCCGUUCCGUUUUAUCAUCAGGCGGAGAAGCCAUACAGUCCUGAUUUUAUGGGUUUGACUUCGACUUCUAGGUCUCCGACCAGAUCCUUCGCCCCUGCUAGUAAUGCACUCCAUGUUCUAAAUCCCGAACGUGAUAUGUUUCGAGCAAUGCCUCAAGGGUCUCCCUUUCAAGAGAUAAUUCCCCCAGACAAUGAUUUUGUAGGGAACCAAAAGAAGCGUAGGGCAGGGAAGUCGGUGUUGACUUGAGUCGCUCACCGUUUCAGCUGACUAAAAGAAGAUUUUAUAUGAAUAGCAUCUAUAUAUAUGUAGUUUUGUUUUUAUGUUCACAAGUGUUUUCUGAAGAUAAUAUAUGGUAGGAGGGACAGGUGCGGCUCGGUUAUGCGGAUGGAUAUAGCUUAUCAAUAGUGGUUGAUGUUGCACCUCCUACUUAUUAUGCAGCAGCAGGGAGUUAGUAUGUUUGUUUUUGUUUAUGGUUAGACCGCAGAACAGGAAGAUGGUUAGAAUCUAGAUUGUGUUGAAAAAAGUUGGUUUGAUAGUUGUUCAAAGAUGUAGCGCAUGGUUUCGCAUAAAAGUGUUCAUUCCUGGUUUAUACUAAAAUAGGGAAUGAAAACAGUUAUGUAACCAUGCUUUGUGCACUACAAAAGCAUUAUCAGUGAUGAUAAUAACUUAAAUAAGUGUUCAAGUCUUAUUUACAA